ACGUCACACUAUUGAUUGUGAAAAGGAGAUCGUCUUUUAGAGACGCCAUCUUAAAAUAAAGUGAUAUAAGUUUUGGUAGUGUAGAACAGAGAAAAAAUCUAAAGUAAUCCCACUUAAUAAACUAGCUUUUGAGCUUAGAUAAUUAUAAUAUAUUAAUACUUAGUGUAACGGACCAAGUUGGUGGUCAGCAAGAGGGUGACCUCCUGAUGGUGUGUACAUCGCAGCAUGUCUGCACUCUCGACGCCGGGCGGCGGAGGAACUACGGCGCAGAGCAAGCCGACGUCCGGCAAGCAGAAGUUUCAGAAACUAGACAUCAAUAGUCUGUACUGUGCUAACAGGAACGAGAGCUCUGAACCAUCCUUGGCAAAAUCACAACUUAGCCGUAAACAUGGAAUGCAAAGUCUUGGAAAAGUACCUUCAGCUAGACGACCACCAGCCAAUCUUCCUUCUUUAAAAACUGAAACUGGUCUAGAUCCUAACGCAAAUUCUGCCUCAACUGUAACUACAACUGCAUCUACCCCAGCAACAUGCACAUCUCAGACUACAACAACAGUAUCCAACAGUGGUGUGGUUGCGGGCACAGGCUCAGCAGGAUGGGUGCCCCUUCCUCCACCAUCUUCGCCACACUUCCGAACAGAGUUUCCCUCACUGGAGGCUGCAGCUCACAACCAACCCUCACACCGUUCCUCAGAUCAUUCUGUACCCCAACCACAGCUCAGACCACAAACGGAAGGCAGUUGGACGUGCGGUGGCACGGCCGGCGUUCGCCCAGAAACUUCCUCAUCACCCGUCGCCGCGCCCGCCUCCACGCCUGCUUCACAGCAAACACCCGCUUACCGCGCUAUUCUGCCAUCCUUCCUGAUGAAAGGUAGCAGCGGUUCUGGGAUCGGUUUGGGAACAUUAAGCUCACUUCGGGAUAAUAGAAACAAUGCCGGCAGUGGAAGCGGCAACUCUAAUAAUAAUAACACUCCGGGCUCGAGACAGGGCACGAGAGCGUCUACUACGGCCCGAGCCGACAAGGUGUUACAGCCACGACCGAUCCUUCGCGAGGAAGAAAUAUCUUCACUUGACGACAUCUCUCGUGAUGCCGGAUGGGCACAACACGAUGACAUUGAUUACGACCAAAAACUUGACUUUUCUGAUGGCGAGUCAUCAACUCCGACUGUGAAAAUCGGCAACAAAAGCAAUAACCGGACCAGUAUUGAUAACGAACGCAUGGAUCACAAAAUACAGGAUCCUGACGAGGAGCAGUUGUGGGCGGAACGCCGACAGAAACAAAGUAAUGAAGUAGCUCAAGCGGUUGCUCGUGCGCGCCAGCGUAAAGAAGAGGAACAGCGACGGCAGAUGCGAGACUCCCCAGCGACACAGCCCCCGAAAGACAUCCGCGACAAGGUGGAAAGAAAUGAACGCGAUCGAGUUGAACAUCGCGAAAGAGAUCUUGAUCCGAGAGAAAAAGAUAGAAUUGAUAGUAGAGAAAAAGAUAGGUUAGAUAAUAAAGACAAAGAUCGCAAUGAUUUUCGUGACAGGGACACGAGAGACAAGGAUCGGUUAGAUAAUAGGGAUCGCGAUCGUGAUCGUUUAGACCGUUAUGAUAAUAGAGACCGUGAUCGCGAUCGUGAAAAAGAGAGAUUAAUAGAUAACAAAGAAAGAACACGUCCUGACCCUAGAGAUCGUUCUGACAGCGAAAAAGAUAGGGAGAGGGACAGAGACCGUAACGAUAAUAGAGAUAGGAAUGAUAGAGAACGCUCAGAUCGUGAUAGAUAUGAUAGGGAAAGGGAGCGCAAUGACCGGGAUGGCCGUGAUCGAGCCGAAAGAGAACGAGGCGAUCGUGAUCGAGCCGAAAGGGAAAGAGGUGAUCGUGAUCGUGACCGCGACUUCAGAGAUAGAGACCGUGAAAGAGAUUACGCACGCGAUCGCGAUCAACAAAAUCCUUUUUCAAAAACAUUUCAACAAAAUAUACCUCCACGUUUUUUGAAGCAACAACAAAAUCGACAGCAAGAUGACCAACACAAAGCAUGGUCUUUCCCCGGUAAACCGGCUCCGCGACGUCAAGAACCGCCUCAAUAUAAUGCCCCUAGGCAUAACCCGAAUCACAACAAUAGUCGUCGUUCUUAUUCCAGGGAUUAUUCAGAUCGUGAAGAUGAUGUCAGAAGAGACAGAGAUGGACCUGGCCCACAGUGGAGGUCAGAAAUGCAAGACUAUGAUAGAUCUGGGCGAGAAUUGGAUAGGUCGAAUUCUAAAGAUUCAUAUAAAGAAUUUAAUGAGUACAAGGACAGAAGAAACGAUGCAGAGAAAAAAUCAAUAGACACCGCUAUUGAACAUAGCAGUAGAACUGCUGCAGAUAAAUUAACAGAAGUUUUUGAAAGAAAAAGUAUCGGAUUGACUGAGCCUUUUGCUUCUGCUGAUUCAUCUACACAAUCUCAAGUUCCAGAAAGGCGUACAACACCGCCAUCGCAUGAUAUGCCACCCCAACGAGAAUCAUUUGAAAAAGAUUUAAGUAAGGAAUCGUGGGCUGAAGUUUCUCAGGAAGAACAAAGCAAUACAAUAGCAGUUAAUCAUCCUCCAGAAAAAGAUAUAUCUCCAAAACAAAAUGAACACCAAAACAUUGAACUCACAAAUAAAGAAAAACCUGAAUUAAUAACAACACAUCAAAAUCCAUCUAAUGUACAUGUAAAUCUCAAAACUCAAAGCCAAUCCAACAAUUACACCCAAAACAAUACCCACAUAAUAUCUAAUGUUCAACCUGUUUCUCAUCAUUCUGUUCAGAAUCAACAGGCUAAUGUAAUUAAUUCUCAAAAUAAUAUUCAAAUUCCUAUCUCUUCUGCUAACCAAUCUCAAUCUACAAUAUUUAUUGAUUCUCACUCUAUUUCUAAGUCUACGCUCAACCAGUCUCCCCCUAAAUCUAUUAAUUCAAAUGAACUGCUUUCCAACCCCCCUCAAAUAAAUAAGCAACCGAUUCAAGAGCAGAUUUCACAAGCCACAAUAAAACCGACUAUUACAGUGCAAAAGCCUGAAAAAGAAUUUUCAGAAUCCGAAUCAAUUGCAUCAAAGUCAAGCACUGCCCCGUCUGCAAUUUCAGGUAAUAAUGUAAUUGAUUCGCAUUCUGUAGACAACAUUCAAGACUCUCAAAAGAGGCCUGUAGAUGAAAAGAAGAAUGAAAGGUUUAAUGUAGAACACACAAAUAAAAUUCCUAUAAAAGAACCAGUUGAACGAAAAUCUAGUGGAUCUGGGUCUGAAAAGAAAGGAAGAGGAUAUGGAACUGGAGGUUACAACGUUUAUGGUAGAGGUUGGGGAUCAAGGGAAUCUCGUGGAAGACGGUCAAACCGAAGCUCACGUUCAAAUAGAGCAAGUGAGUCCGACGGUUCCACGGAUGGUACCAAUGUAGAACGAAAAGAACGACGUAAAGCCCCGCGUAGUCCACGUGGUCUUAAGAAACAGGACAGAACUGAAGACCUUAUUCAGGCAGCUACUGAUCAAGGGACACAAAUCACAGAUGGUUUAGAAAAUAGAGAACCAUUUGCGCCUCGGGGACAACCUUCUCGACGUGGAAGAGGUGGGUUCCAAGGUACCAAUAGACCCCCAGCUCCAGCCAAACGUGUGACUGGAUAUGGGCCACCUAAUACCAAAAGUCCUUUUAGCCAGGCUAGUAGGGCUGUAAAAGAUCAUGAAGACAUUAAAGAUAAUAUGCAAGAUGAUAAAGGCCAUAAAUCGCGAACUGGUUCAUCUUCUAGAAAAGGACGCGAUCGUCGCACUAGAGGUGGUCCCAACAGUGGUGAAGAUGAAAAUUGGGAGACCACAUCAGAACAUUCCGAAAGCGGCGGUGCAGGAGUUCAUCAUCGCCCUGGUGGCGGAAGGCUGUCUUCUCAGUCUUUGAAGGGACAAAGUAGUGGUCGCAAUCAGAACAAUAGAUCAAACAGCAAUCGUAGUCAACAGGCAGCUAAAAAGGAUGGUGAUAAUAAGAACACUGAUAUUACAGAGGCUAUUAAUGAUAUAAAAAUAUCAACUGGAAAAAAAGAUGAGGUAAUUGAUGAUGGAUUCCAAGAAGUUCGUAAUAAAAAGAACUCUAAGGAAACAAGGGGUCCUACUAAUGUUAAAGAGGAAAAGCAACCUAGAUCUCGAUCGAAUCAAGGUGGUGGUAGAAAUGGUUCCUCUACAAGGAGUUCUAAUGAUAAAUCAAUAACUCGCGGAUCAGCCCCAGUUUCUGGAAAACCAAACUCACAGUAUGAUCGCCCACGUCAAGCUAAUUUGGCACCAAGGUUUGUUAAACAGCGACAAAAACAACAAAUGGGAUUAAUUUCUAAUUUCGGUCCUGAUACAGGCGCCGCUCCACCGCCGCCUCCAGUGAAUGCAUGGGACAAGCCUAUUGCACAGACUUUGCGAGGCAAUGUUGAGGAACCUCCAGAAGUUGUUGAUACAAAAUCGAGCCAGUCAAGCCAGCGCAGUAGUCCCGGCGAUACAUCCAUCGAAAUAAAAGCUGCUGCAACGCCUUGUGCGCUUGUAUCUGAUAAAACUGGAGUUCUUGAUGGUACAACACCUCCUGUAGAAACAAUUAUAUUUGAAAAUACUAAUUAUAAAACAGCACCACCUGCUGAGGCUCUAAAACAAAAAUAUCAACCAAGUGCAGUUACUGCCAAGCCUCAGCCAGAAGAGGUACAAACGGAAAUAGAAGCAAGACCGUUGGCAUUUAAUGGUGACAUAAGAGAUGUCAGACCACGCCCUAGGUCUAUUCAGGAACUAAUGGCUGAAACUGGCAGACCUGUAACAGAAGCAGAAGGUACACUAGGCCUGCAGAUGUCCUUUGAUACAUCUCAAAAAGCGGAAGAGUCUGAUAUGAAGCUCGAUUUUGCAUUCGACUCUGAUCUUGGCCAACUUACUGAAGACAAAUCGGCCAAAACUCUCGGAUUACCUCGCGGAACACAUAUGAGCACUUCUAACACAAUAUCAGCAGCAGAUCUCAAUUUCAAAAUCGCCAGUGUCAAGAAGGUCUGGGAAAUGCCUGCAGUGGUAGAAGGUGGUGAGGAAUUACAGUUUGCUGGGCUCGAAGAAACCAAUACGGAGACUGGUGCUCCUCCUAAUGUUUGCAAAGUGAAGCCUACACAACAGUUGCAAUCGCCACCACCGUCACACUACAACCAUGUCAGUUACCAGGGCGGUUACGGGGGCCUGUCGGUCCCAUCACCACCAGCUGUUUUGUUUAAUUCAACCCAACCAAUGAUGAAUUCCUCACAGCAACUUCCACAGCAAGGUGGCUUAUAUGGUGCCUUUUUAGAUCAAACUCGAACACAGUUUGGUGGAUUUCCUGGAACACCAUAUGGCGCUGGUUCAGCCACGCCAUAUAAUUACCAACCUCCGCCAGACAUGUUCCAGAGUCUUCCAAGUCAAUACCGCAUGGGCCCCGCAGGCAGCGGUGCAGCAUUUGGGCAAUCUGCUCAACUGGGAAAUAGUCCAAGUACUGUCCUCAUUUCAAGUACUACCAACACACAUAUGUCUACUGUUAAACCUUCGACUCAACAGAUUGGUGCUAUUGGAAGCAAAGGCGGCGGUGUUGGAGGAGUCGGUGGCGUGAAUACGUUCCAGCAGCAAUACUUGGGAUACUCGGGUCCUGAGGCCCAGUACUCGCUGACUGGUCUACUGCCAAGGCCGGCGCCGCCCGCCACGUCCUACUACUCGCCGUAUCAGCCGCCCACUGCUCCGGCGCCCACGUACCCGCUGCAAUUCACGCAGCCCACUGUACAGCAAUCCAGCGCUUUUAGCUCUCAGUUCCUCUCUUCUCAACUGCACGCCGCAGCGGCUGCAGCCGUUCAGCAGAUGCAGCAACAGUACCGGGCGCCUCCACUACAGACACAGUACGCGCCGCCGCAGCCGCGGCCGCCGCCACAGCAACAGCUGAAGAGCCCACUACACGAGCACGCCAACGGUUUCGCACCACUCUGCGACUCUGCCUCGCCCACGCCCAAGGGAGCGCCGAAGCCACAGAAGCCACCGCACUCCCCGCCGCACAAGUACCACGCGCCGCCGCCGCACCAGCAGCACGUGCAACACCCGCCGCCCGCGCACACGCCGCACCAGCACCACCAGCAGCAUCAGCACCAACAACACCAACAGCACCAACAGCACCAGCAGCAAAUGGUAGUCGGCGGAAACAAUGGACGUGGCAAUGGGGCCGGUGGCAACGGUAACGCAAUGAACCGCGGCAGCAUGGUCGCGCCGCGCUACCCCGCGCCCAUCCAGCGUCCGCACGCGCCCGCGCUGCCGCUGUAUCGUGCGCCGCCUGCGCCUGCGCAGCGCUCGCACCAUGCGCCGCGUCCCAAUCUCUACUACCACCACCAUCAGCGCAAUGGUGGCGGUGGUCCAGAAAGAGUAACGGAAGGAGUAGAAGUAGUCGCCAGCGUCGAGGACGUGGGGGAAGGCCCGCCUGCAGGUGAAGCGCCCACCCCUGCGGAGGUUAAGGCCGAGUGAGCGCAAUCGCCGCUCCCGCUCUGCUCCGCUCGACCGACGCCCGCACAACACGGACGUUGCAAGACUUAGGUUCUCGGUAUUUUAAGUCGUAAAUUAUGGAAGUGUUUUAAUGAUUCGUACGAACAGAUGCACCCCCGCCGCCGACCGGCCGAGCCCCGGCCUCCGCGUCGUGCCGCGGGUGGUGCCUCGUUGUAUGUAAAUAAAUCGGACUGACAUCCGGCUGUCUAAUUGACUGUUAUGUUUUAAGUAUAUAUAUAAAAAAGCGAUAGGUCGGCGGCCUCGCUGCGUACGUCCGAUGCACCCCGGGACCGCGCGUCGAACUGAUCGAUGCUGCCUCGAGACCUCUCACUAGUGAAUAUGUAGCCACGGUUUUGCAAAACGAAUUUCGAUGCAAUAUAAAUAAAUAAUAAUAAUGUAAUUUGGAGCGAAGAUGACCGAAUGGCGCUCGGCGUCCACUGAUCGGUGCGCGUUAGCGUUCCAUGUAUCAUAAUCAAUUAUUAUAUGCGAAUAAAAUUAUUAUGACCGAUGA
This is a messenger RNA of Pararge aegeria (speckled wood butterfly), 6988 nucleotides long. It is a transcript of the gene nocte, whose product is annotated as protein PRRC2C-like. The transcript is spliced from 14 exons. The coding region runs from base 226 to 6459 and encodes 2077 amino acids. Gene Ontology annotation, biological process: cell differentiation. The record is from RefSeq and is a predicted model, not a curated record. NCBI's taxonomy places the organism in Eukaryota, Metazoa, Arthropoda, Insecta, Lepidoptera, Nymphalidae.